Molecule: messenger RNA, 564 nt
Organism: Hyaloscypha bicolor E
Lineage: Eukaryota; Fungi; Ascomycota; Leotiomycetes; Helotiales; Hyaloscyphaceae
Exons: 3
Coding region: 1-564 (187 amino acids)
Source: RefSeq, a predicted model, not a curated record
AUGAUACAAGUCCCUCCGCACCACCACGGGUCAGCACAGGAGAGCACAGCACAGCACAGCACAGCACAGCCCAGCCCAGCACCAGCUGAUACCAGUGCUGGGUAUUCCUCGGUACUUGCACUUGCACUUGCGAGCCGCCAGGUCUGGGCCUCCAAUGUGGUGCAGCAAGCUCGAAAGCCAGCAGCGCAGUUGGAACCCGUGAGAACCCGCUGGGUAUUCAGCAGGGAGGGACUCCGCUCUUCAGAGCUUUUGAAUCCCCUCUUCCUCGCUGUGACCGUUUCUCACUCCUACGCUCCAGCAUACGCCACCGUUAUCGCAGUCUCACGCAGCAGCGGUGCCAAAAAGAAGAGGAAAGGGGAGGGAGGGGCGCCUCCUUCCGCAGUAGCAGACUAUGCUAUCGUGCCGCACCUAGUCAAGUACACGAACCUGACCAACACGAUUGGAGACAGUGCGCAGUUGGGACGAAACAGCAACGGCAUUCAGUACGGCCAGGUCAUUAUGACAGCACCUGAGGUAGAGGGACAACGGACCCUCGCUCAAACCUCAUUAUCACUUGACAUGUGA